This is a messenger RNA of Pundamilia nyererei, 1667 nucleotides long. Its product is annotated as nucleolar and coiled-body phosphoprotein 1-like. The transcript has 10 exons. Lineage: Eukaryota; Metazoa; Chordata; Actinopteri; Cichliformes; Cichlidae. Bases 315 to 1433 code for a protein of 372 amino acids. The record is from RefSeq and is a predicted model, not a curated record.
GCCAGUAGACGAAUGACGUUAAUAAGCGUCAUCAAUGCGAGCCCAAGUGUUUUCCCUCCCCAAACUAAAGCGGAAGUAAACAAAUCAAACAUGAGCUGGGACCGUAUUACACCCGUUAUUGCAAAAUCUGCUUGUUAAACUGUAGCUUUAGAUUGCGGGUCGGUUCUGUUAAUAUCGGCUCAUAAAUACAUCCUAGAGGCAGCUGAAACAAACCGCCACCUUCAACCCACAGCGAAAACCGAGUAACAGUAAAAUCAAGUUGGCGCGUUUUUACUGCGGAUGAAGAGCAAUAUUUGCUUACACUGACCAACAUAAUGGACUGUAGCACCGCUGACCUGCACGCUAACGUGGCACACGACUCUGCAGAUGGGAGCUCCAGCAGUGAUGAGGACUUAGUGCCUCUAUCAAAGCUGCUGAUGAGGCAACAGAGUGAUGAGAAGGAGUCAUGCGACAAUACCCGCAGCUUAUCCUCCAACUCCAACAAUAAAUCAAAAAAGGACAAAGGUUCAGAUGGCUCCUCGGAUGAUGAGCCGCUAGUAAAGAUGAAGACAAGCCUUGCACCACCUAAGAAACAAGAGAAAAAGGAAAACACACCACCCAAAUCUAACAGCACAAAUAACAAGAACACAGAUGAAGACUCUGACAAUGAGCCUUUGAUAAAAAUUGCCAAAAUUUCCUUGAAAGCUGUGAAAAAACCUCCCUCAGUUCCAACCAAAAAAGCUGCUGGUAGAAAGAAGAAAGAGUCACUGGGCAAGGACGACAGCUCCGAUGAUGAGCCUUUGAGUCAAGUUGCCGAGAAACCUCGGUCACGGCACGAGAGAAGAGCAGCUGCUGAAAAAGCAAACCCGGUUACCAAAUCCAAAAGAAAUGCUGCAAAGAAAAAGGUUAAAUAUACUGAGACGUCCACUGACAGCUCAGAUGAUGAGCCACUGGCGGCGAUAAAGAGGAAGUCAUCGAAACAUAGAGACAGCAGCUCAGAUGAUGAUGUGCCCCUUGUGGACCUCGUUGCCAAGAAAAGGAGGCCAGUGAAGAAAAGCCCAAAGAAGAGCACCGUAACACGAGGGCGAGCAUCAAACAAGAGAAAAGCAGAAGUCAGUGAUGAUAGCUCAGAUGAAGAACCGUUGAUUAAUCUUGUGAAAAAACCUCGUGCUAUCAAAAAACCCAAAACAAAGGCUCCCACUCCGAAGAAGAAGAGCACUCCUUCUAGGAGUCCAAGAAAGAAGCCAGGUAACAGUGCAGAUGAUAAGCCAUUGAAGGCAGCUAAGCAUCCACAAGUGACCAAAACCCUGACAAUCCUACUAGAGAGGUGUGAUGCUGGACACGCUGGGGCAGCAGGAAGCCUAAAGAAAGCCAGCAAAGGAGAAAAACAUGUUGCUGAAAAACCAGAGGAGGAGGAUUCGGCCGGUUCAGAAGAAUCUUCAGAAGAAGAAUAAGUAAAUGAAACAAAUUUCUCAAAGCGUUGUGAAACAUAACGGUCACAGUUAGUGUUCAUGUAAAGUUCUUCACUGUGCUUUAUCUCACUAUUUGUUAAUUUAUGCGCAUUACAUUUUUACUCCAGAUUUGAGGUGUGGGACCAAAUUUUGUGGGUUCCUUAAAGAUUUUAUGCACUGUCUUUGAUGCUUUGUUUUUUAAUGUUACGUGCCAAUUGUUUGCAGUUUUUGAUUCCC